Messenger RNA from Brassica napus (rape), 2458 nucleotides. RefSeq names its product polyadenylate-binding protein 2-like. NCBI's taxonomy places the organism in Eukaryota, Viridiplantae, Streptophyta, Magnoliopsida, Brassicales, Brassicaceae. Gene Ontology annotation, cellular component: nucleus; cytosol; ribonucleoprotein complex. Gene Ontology annotation, molecular function: poly(U) RNA binding; mRNA 3'-UTR binding; poly(A) binding. The transcript has 8 exons. The record is from RefSeq and is a predicted model, not a curated record. Bases 383 to 2251 code for a protein of 622 amino acids.
CAGAAAAAAAAAUACAAAUAAAAGCGGAACAGUGGCGUCUCUCUUUCCUCUUCGCAGUUGUCUUCAUUUCCCCAAAUCUCUCCAAAAAAAAAACUAUCUUCGAUAUCGCACGCGCCGCCGCAGGCUUCGCCGCCGGCAACUGCUUUUACCCUUACCCUUUUCGUCUCCCCUCUCUUCCUCAAUUCAUAAAAACCCAUAAAGAAGAAUUCCCUCUGCUUCGUUUUAUCUCUUUCCGCAUCAGUUGUUUCUCUCUGAUUGCCUUUGUUUCUUUCAUUUCUAUCUUGAUUGCUCUGUAAUAAACGAGAGGGGAGAGAAGAGCACAAAGAAAUAAAACCCCCAAAAAAGAAGAAAAAAGUUUCAAAAACCAAAAAAAAAGAAGAAAAUGGCUCAAAGUCAAACUCAAAACGGCUCUGUUCCGCCGGUUGGUUCGGGUGCAGUGGGCGCUCAGUUCGGUACGACGUCGCUUUACGUCGGAGAUCUGGAUGCGAGUGUUACCGACUCGCAGCUUUUCGAUGCGUUUAGCCAGAUGGGUCAAGUUGUGUCGGUUCGUGUCUGUAGAGACUUGGCUACUCGGAGAUCCCUCGGAUAUGGUUAUGUCAACUUCGCCACUCCCCAAGAUGCUGCAAGAGCCAUCCAGGAACUGAACUACAUACCACUUAAUGGCAAACCCGUUAGGGUCAUGCACUCUCACCGUGACCCUAGCGUUCGCCGAAGUGGCGCAGGAAACAUAUUCAUCAAGAAUCUAGACAAGUCCAUAGACCACAAAGCCUUGCACGACACCUUCUCCGCCUUCGGGAACAUCAUCUCCUGCAAAGUAGCUCUCGAUUCAUCAGGCCAAUCAAAAGGCUACGGCUUCGUUCAAUACGAAACCGAGGAGUCUGCUCAGAGAGCUACGUCCGAAUUAAACGGCAUGCUGCUGAACGACAAGCAAGUCUACGUCGGACCUUUCCUCAGGAGGCAAGAGAGAGACUCCAACACCGCCGCUAACGUGACCAAAUUCACCAACGUGUAUGUGAAGAAUCUCGCUGAGUCCACUACGGAGGAUGAUUUGAAGAGCGCUUUCGGCAAGUUUGGGGAGAUCACGAGCGCUGUGGUGAUGAGAGAUGGGGAUGGGAAGUCGAAGGGGUUUGGGUUUGUUAACUUUGAGGAUGCGGAGGAUGCUGCUAAGGCUGUGGAAGGUCUUAACGGGAAGACGUUUGGUGGUGAUAAGGAGUGGUAUGUUGGUAGAGCGCAGAAGAAGUCUGAGAGAGAGAGUGAGUUGAAGGUUCGGUAUGAGGAGAGUUUGAGGGAGGCUGCGGAUAAGUUUCAGAGCUGUAACUUGUAUGUUAAGAAUUUGGAUGAGAGUGUCUCUGAAGAGAAACUCAAGGAGAUGUUUGCACCUUAUGGCACUGUUACAUCUUCCAAGGUGAUGAGGGAUGCUAAUGGAAUAAGCAGAGGCGCUGGUUUUGUAGCGUUCUCCACUCCUGAAGAAGCAACCAAAGCUAUGUCAGAGAUGAGUGGUAAGAUGAUUGAAAACAAACCUCUCUAUGUUGCUGUUGCUCAGAGAAAGGAGGACAGAAGGGCCAGACUCCAGGCUCAGUUUUCGCAAAUGAGACCAAUGGCGAUGCCACCAGCUGUUGGACCUCGUAUGCAGAUGUAUCCCCCUGGUGGUCCCGGGAUGGGACAACAAAUGUUCUAUGGUCAGGGACCUCCUACUAUGAUUACUCAACCGCCCGGGUUUGGCUACCAGCAGCAGCUUGUUCCUGGAAUGAGACCUGGUGGGGCACCGAUGCACAACUUCUUCAUGCCAAUGGUUCAGCAGGGCCAGCAACGUCCUGGAGGGAGACGCCCUGUAGGGAUCCAGCAAUCUCAGCAGCCUCAGCAGCACCAGAUGCAGCCGAGGGGACGAAUGUUCCGCUAUCCGCAAGGCCGUGGGAGUGGUGGUGGUCCCCCUGAUGUUCCUGGAAGGCUUCCAUAUGAGAUGCCCCAGCAUGUUCCUAUUGGAGCUUUGGCUACUUCCCUUGCCAAUGCUUCUCCUGAACACCAAAGAGCGAUGCUGGGUGAGAAUCUUUAUCCGCUUGUGGAGCAGCUAGAGGCAGAGUCUGCAGCCAAAGUGACUGGGAUGCUUUUGGAAAUGGAUCAGACUGAAGUGCUCCACCUCUUGGAGUCACCUGAAGCUCUCAAGGCUAAAGUAGCCGAGGCUAUGGACGUUCUCAGAAGUGUUGCUGGUGGUGGUGCAGCUGAGCAGCUUGCCUCCUUGAACCUCAACUGACAACCUUGUCUCUCAAAUGUUUCUUGUAUUUCUGUUCGAUUUGGAAAAAAAUUACAAAUAUUUUAAUUGUGGCUUUUUGUCUUCUCUAUUCACAAUUGGAGAUUCUUUAUUUAUCUUUUUUUCUGUAGGAUUCUUUGACUUGGUUUUGUGCUUUCUCCCUCCACCCUUCAAACUUAACAUGAUUUGUUUGAAAACUUGAUUUGAUAA